AUGAUGCCACUAGACAGCGCCGGGUUGGAAUGGUUCCUCGCCUGCCAGCAAUCACUCGAACUCCUACUCAUCGCAUCCUUUACCCUCGAGUCAUCAUUCCGGAUCCCGGCUCUUCCCAGACUACGAGUACUCGAUGCUCCAAUAAGCUGCGCAAAAAGGUUACUCGAAACACACCGAGUCACACACGUGAAACUGCUAGGGGAAGAGUUCUUGCACCUCGAUAGCGCAGCCCUCCGUGAUGUGGUAGUUUGUGUAACCCGAAUCACGGCGUUACAUGAACUCUCAGCGGCGAUUAUACGCAUGCGAAAAUUAGAGUGCUUGGAAAUGGACACCUCCUGUUCAUCAAUACCCAACACACACUCUCAAAUCAAUGCGUUCAAAUGCGCCGUCAAGCUGCGCCAUCUGCGUUUCUUCCCAAAUCAAGCCAUUCCUCAGUCAGGUUUCAAAGAAUGGUUCGAGGAGGAUCCUUGGAAUUAUGACGAUGUUUGCGAUGCCUUCGAUAGCCUCCCGCAACUUGUCCACAUCAGUUUCCGCAUGCGUUCUACGACUUUCCUCGAGUAUUGUUGCUUUACCAGGGGGGAGCAGCACCCGGUUAAGCUUCGCUCUCUUCGACCAGGGGUCUCAAGGGAAUACACCGAAUGGUGGACCAACUGGAUAAAAGAUUAUGUGGUCGUCCCCUUUGAACCUGAUGAUAUACGUAUGGGGUAUCAAGGUGAUUGGCUUGGAGUCGGAGGGCGGGUUCUCAACAACCAGUCUCAGGAGGAUCAAAUCGAGGCGGUAGAAGGAUCCUCAUCCGAAGGAUCCUCCCCGUAG
Molecule: messenger RNA, 813 nt
Organism: Pleurotus ostreatus (oyster mushroom)
Lineage: Eukaryota; Fungi; Basidiomycota; Agaricomycetes; Agaricales; Pleurotaceae
Exons: 2
Coding region: 1-813 (270 amino acids)
Source: RefSeq, a predicted model, not a curated record